AUGAAGGCCAAUAAAAACCCCCAGCCGGUCUCGGCUUCUCACAACGAGAAUAUCCCUUCAUCCGACAGUAUUCCAACAUACCGAGAGCGCACCAAGAAGGGUCUCAUCGUCGGUGGAAAAUUCCGCGAUGCACUUUCCGAUGAACAAUCCCAAGAAUAUGACAGCAGCCUACUACAAGAAGUCGACGUGGACCUUCCUCUUACCGUUACGAAACCUCAACAAAACGAUGCUGGCCACUUCAUUGUGCUCGAAUUUGUGGAAGGAGACAAGGAGAACCCAUUCAACUGGAGUUCCGGCAGAAAGGCAUUCAUUGCUACCCAGCUUUGUCUGAUGACAUUGUUCAUUGGUCUCGCCACAACAGCAUACAGCUCUGGCAUCACGAAGAUGGUUGCCGAGCUUGGAACAUCAACUGAGGUUGGUCAGAUUGGUCUGUUCGCCUUCAACUUCACCUGCGCUUUGGCUCCUCUUUUCCUCGCUCCGUUCUGUGAAUUGGCAGGUCGCCGUGUCAUCUACGUCGGUGCCUACAUCUGUUUCUGUUUGAUGUUCAUCGGCCUUGCCCUGGGCAAGAACAUCGCCACCAUUCUCGUCUGUCGUGCCCUGCUUGGUCUGUUUGGUUGUGUUGGCACUAUUCUUGUCGGUGGUACUUUCGGUGAUAUGUACACACCCGAGCACCGUGCCAUCCCCAUGGCCUGCUUCUCCUUCAUUGCCAUUCUCGGUACAGUCGGUGCCCCCAUCUACGCCGGUUUCAUCGACCAGGCCCUUGGCUGGCGCUGGCUCGAGGGUAUCCAGGGUCUUGCAAACAUUCCCCUGGGUAUUGUCAUCUUCAUCUGUCUCCCCGAGACCCGCGGCAGUGUUUGCCUCGGUAAGCGCGCCAAGCUGAUCCGCCAGGCCACCGGCGAUGAUCGUUUCGUGACCCACAACGAUAUCGAAGCCCCGGGCAUCAAGCACAUGCUCCACAACUCCUCCGUCAAGGCCGUGAAGAUGCUCUUCACCGAGCCCGUAGUGUUCGCCUUCGGCCUGUGGAUUUCCUUCGCCUGGUUCCUGACCUUCCUCUUCCUCUCAGUCAUCCCCAUCACUUUCCAGGAGAAGCGCGGAUGGAGCGAGGGUGUCUCCGGAUUACCCUACAUCUCCCUCUGCCUCGGUACCACCAUCGGUUUCGCCCUGAACUUCCUGCAAAUCCGCAAGUACAAGUCCCUUACCAAGGACCCGAACGUGGAGGUGUCACCAGAAGCUCGUCUGUACGGUGCUCUUUGCGGUGCUGUCUGGCUGCCUAUUGGUCUUUUCAUCUAUAGCUUCACCCAGUACAAGGGACUCCCUUGGAUCGGCCCGGUGAUCGGACUUGCCCUGAUCGCCAUCGGUAUCUUCUUUAUCUUCGAGUCAUGCUACAGUUACACUGCCGACUGCUAUGGUGAUCACUCUUCUUCCGCCAUUGCCGGACAAGGGUUCAUGCGUAACACCCUCGGUGCCGUGUCUCCCUUGUUCGCCUCCCAGUUCUUCCACAACUUGGGCAGCCAGUAUGCUGGACUGCUGCUGGCUCUUGUCGCAACUUUGUUAACUUUUAUUCCUUUCAUCUUGUUCAAGUUUGGUCCUGCGCUGCGCGCACGCUCCAGACUUGCCAGUGCCACUGUCAAUGGCUCUGACUAA
Molecule: messenger RNA, 1644 nt
Organism: Penicillium soppii
Lineage: Eukaryota; Fungi; Ascomycota; Eurotiomycetes; Eurotiales; Aspergillaceae
Exons: 1
Coding region: 1-1644 (547 amino acids)
Biological process (GO): transmembrane transport
Molecular function (GO): transmembrane transporter activity
Source: RefSeq, a predicted model, not a curated record